Messenger RNA from Entelurus aequoreus (snake pipefish), 1266 nucleotides. Its product is annotated as U8 snoRNA-decapping enzyme. Gene Ontology annotation, cellular component: nucleus. Gene Ontology annotation, molecular function: phosphodiesterase decapping endonuclease activity; snoRNA binding. The record is from RefSeq and is a predicted model, not a curated record. The transcript has 5 exons. Bases 152 to 838 code for a protein of 228 amino acids. Gene Ontology annotation, biological process: mRNA catabolic process; sno(s)RNA catabolic process. NCBI's taxonomy places the organism in Eukaryota, Metazoa, Chordata, Actinopteri, Syngnathiformes, Syngnathidae.
GCGAGCGGACAGCUGUCGAGGGCCGAGGCGCUGGCCUGCUCAGGCUGCAGACACAGACACGCCUGUCACGUGAUGCUCUACUCUCACACCAAAAGUCAGCUUUUUGGGAGAAUUCCCAUCAAGUAUAUCAUACUGAUGCAGAUGCGCUUUGAUGGUCUGCUGGGUUUCCCUGGCGGUGGCGUGCCUCUGGAUUUUUCCAAUGACAAAAAUGUGCCUCGGCUCCAAGAAGGUUGAACAAGAGCGCUCUAACACUCGCACAGCAGCCCUGUCAAAUGAUAUAAACCUUCACGGCAGCAGAGCAGUCGCCGCCACAAACAGGCUGGGAGAGAAAGUGUGGCUGGCAUGCUCUACAAGGUUUGUGAACCAAUCCCAGGAGUCCCUAGAGGCCGGGCUUUGCAGGGAAUUAAUGGAGGAGGUGGGUGUGGCUCUGUCUGUAUCGGAAGACGAUCACGUGGACGCUCGCCGUGCCCCCGGUACCUCCCCUUCGUGCCCCCGUCUCAUCACUCACUUCUACGUGAAGAAGCUGGAGGAGGAGCAGAUACGGGAGGUGGAGAAAGCGUCUGCAUCCACCGCAAAAGAUCACGGCCAGGAGGUUCUGGGCAUGGUCCGAGUCCCACUCUACACCACAAAAGGCGGCGGAGGCCUCCCGUCGUUUCUGUCGCACGCGUUCAUCGGGAACGCUCGCUCCCAGCUGGUCCACUCUCUGCUGCGUCUCCGCCUGGUCGCGCCCGAGGACCUGCGCCAGGCCCUCGAGCGCUCGCUGAAGACGCACGCACGCAGCGCGGCGGACCUGCAGGAGGCGCUGGCGCUGACGGAGGCCGAGCAACAGCCGUCUUGAAUGGCGGGAACUCGUACUGUAGAUCCCCCGCCUGUUGACGGUGGUUCUAGACCAGGGGUCACCAACGCGGUGCCCGCGGGCAUCAGGUAGCCCGUAAGGACCAGAUGAGUAGCCCGCUGGCCUGUUCUAAAAAUAGCUCAAAUAGCAGCACUUACCAGUGAGCUGCCUCUAUUUUUUUAAAUUGUAUUUAUUUACUAGUAAGCUGGUCUCGCUUUGCCCGACAUUUUUAAUUCUAAGAGAGACAAAACUCAAAUAGAAUUUGAAAAUCCAAGAAAAUAUUUGAAAGACUUGGUCUUCACUUGUUUAAAUAAAUUCAUUAAUUUUUUUACUUUGCUUCUUAUAACUUUCAGAAAGACAAUUUUAGAGAAAAAAUACAACCUUAAAAAUGAUUUUAGGAUUUUUAAACACAUAUACCUUUUUACCUUUUA